CCGCGUUUGAACGCGGGGCGGCGGCGGGACCGGCUGAAAUUGGUCUGCAGAAUGAAAAUCUUGACUGCAGUCUACCCAGGCUAGAGGCGCCCUGCAAAUGGCAGUGUUUUAGUCCUUUCCUGGAUCCUUUGCCUCCCCGUAAAUCAACCCUGGCUCUGCCAUGAGUGCCUCAUCCCUGCCAUUUGUGGUUGGAGCAAACACUGUGGAAGACCAGCGGGCUCGCUGGGAGAGAAAGCGCAGCAGGACAGCCAAGGAGCUGCUGGAAACGGAACUCAAAUACCUCGAGCAGCUGGAUUUGGUGCUCACAUACUUUGUGACAAUUUUAAAGGCCAAAGGGACACUGAAACCUGCCGUGUUGGAAACUAUAUUUGGACCCCUGGAGUCCUUAUAUUCAGCAAGCCAUGUUCUGUCACUUCACCUGGAGAAAGGGAAUUUGGCAACAGGACUGGAAAAUUUUUGUCAGAGUCUGGAUCUUUAUGGCCAAUAUGCUGAGAAUUUGGAGCAGACCAAUAAAACCUUGAAGGAGCAAGUGAGGAAAAAUAAGUCAUUCCGGCGGUUUAAGAAACUCCAGGAGACUCGACCUCAGUUUCAAGGGAGGGAGCUGGAGGAUCUGCUUUUUUUGCCCCUGCAGAGGCUGCACCAGUACAAGCAUUUCUUCAGAGACCUGCUGGAGAACACCAGCCCAGACACUGCUGACUACCAGAAACUUUCAAAGACUGUGAAAUCUGUUUGUGAGGUAUCUCACUGGGUCCAAGAUGUCUUUGAUAAGAGAGAGAAUUCCUUGCAACUACUUCGGAUUCAAAAAUUGCUUAAAGGACAAAAGACUCAGGUUUUGACUCCAGGGCGCUGGUAUAUCCGGGAAGGCUGGCUUUUGGUGGUGCCUUCAAAGGGAGAAGAACUGAAGCGCAGGAUGUUCUUCCUAUUCUCUGAUAUCCUCAUUGCAGCGAAGCCCUGCCACCCACUGCACCCACUGAACUCCAACAAACUGUCCUGCCAAGCUGUCUACCCGCUCCAGCAGUGCUCCGUGGAUAAAGUGUUUGGCCACACAUGGAGCCAGGGAGGGCUCCUCAGUCUUUCCUUUCCGCACAAGAGACUGCUGUUGAUGUCCAGCAACCAAGAAGAGAUCAAUGACUGGUACCACAGUCUCACCGCUGCAGUCAGGCAGCUGAAAGCCUGACUCUCCCGAGUACAAGACAGACUGGCAGGACAACCACCCUUAAGACAGAAGCUUCCACUAUUUUAUAAAAUGUUCAGGGACAUAUAGUAGCACUGAAUUGAGAAGGACUACACACUGUGUUUGUGACCAUGAAUGCUUUGUUAGCUGCACUAAUGUUCAUACAGAUACUGCCAAAAAUGCAUUUGUAUGUUAAAAAAAAAAAAACCUGUAUCAAGGAUUUUCCCCAAUUUAGCUUAGAAGCUUUUAGAUUUUUUUGUACUUUAGUAAAUUCAGAUUAUUAAUUUAAGGUCAAACAAAUCAGAGUGUGACUUGUUUUCCCUCAUUAAAUGCUUUGUUAAAGGUAUUUUUGUAUUUUAUUAAAGCUUUAGCAUGGACAUUUAGUAAUGUGGAAGUUGUACAGCAGUUCGGUUCAGAAAACCAAUCUGAAUAUGGUAAACUCCAAAGAGAACCAUUUCAAGGUUCUUAGAAACAUAAAGUUGGUCUGAACACUGACCUUAUAGCAGUUUGACUGUUUUUGCUUCUUCCUUAAGCAGUAUCACCCAUCUUUAAUUUCUCACUCUAUUUAUUAAAAUAGAACUGGUACUGUGUGAGGCAAGUGUCUCGAAGAAAGAAUACAUAAUGGGGCUUCUUUGUCUUUCCAUACAAUUAGCUUGCUACACAGCGCCACUUAUUUAAAUCUGUUAAGUUUGUGAAACUUGGGAGGAAGAAAUGCAACAAGGUUUAGGAAGCCACACUGGUUCCACUGUGUUUUGCCAAGAAGGAUUGGGCCAACUCCUUUCCAACUGGGUAUCCUAUCCUGUGAUUUUACGUUUGGGUUGGUUUUGUUUUGGGGUUUUUACAAAGUUACAGCUAGGACUUUCAAAUAUUAGCUAUGCCCCAAAUUAAAGACUAACAAUUUAGGAUUCUUAUUGCUCAGUAGUUGUAUCACUGAAAAAGUUCUGCUAUCCCCCCUUUUAACAGAGUAAUACAGAGACGUCUUGCAAUCCUGCCUCUGAAGGUGCCUCUGACUUGCGCCUGUGUUACUACCUUAUAAUAAGACAAGCUUCUUUGGCUGUCUCUUUAUAGGACUUAGUGUUACCAUCCUAUUGCACUCAGUCCUUUUUAAACAGCAGAAGUAUCUUAUUUCUCACCAAAUUUCCCGCCCUGAAAUGCUGAACACUGGCUCCUAGAACACACUGUUAUCAAACCCAUAUUUCUAGAACUACUAGCUUAUAAGCACAGGAAUUAUGAUGAGUCAGGGGAAGUUUAUGUAGGCCAUUAGCAAGAGUUUCUUCAUAGAAAAGGUGAAUAGACAUGAAUUAGCUGCCCAGGAGGUGGUGGAGUCACAGACCCUGGAGGUGUUAAAGACUGGAUGUGGCACUCAGUGCCACUGUCUGGUUGAUGCAGUGG
Messenger RNA from Poecile atricapillus (Black-capped chickadee), 2566 nucleotides. RefSeq names its product Rho guanine nucleotide exchange factor 39 (gene ARHGEF39). NCBI's taxonomy places the organism in Eukaryota, Metazoa, Chordata, Aves, Passeriformes, Paridae. Gene Ontology annotation, biological process: positive regulation of cell migration. The record is from RefSeq and is a predicted model, not a curated record. The transcript has 11 exons. Bases 161 to 1177 code for a protein of 338 amino acids. Gene Ontology annotation, cellular component: plasma membrane. Gene Ontology annotation, molecular function: guanyl-nucleotide exchange factor activity.